ACGAGCAGUUCGAGCAAACAAUUGGCAACACUGUUUUGGUUACAUUGUGAUGUCGUCGUCGAGUAUCGAGUGUCGUCGUCUUUUGUAGAAUUUUAUCAAGAUAUCCCCGGACUAAGUUGGUGAACGUGAUAAACUUCUUAAUAGCUUAUGUGUCGAAAAGUGACUUAUCGUAAAAUUUAUUUAGUGUCGGACUUGGACAAAGAAUUGUGAUUCUAAGUUUCUAAUUUUAGUCGUGUCCCUAGUGGGAUUAUUUGGCAAAAUGAUGACCGAAAAUAGAAUUAGUUCAAGUAAUCACGUCGGAAACAGUAUGACCAGUCAGAAUAAGGGUGAUGUCGAUAAAAGUAUCGAUGACAUCGGUUGGAAAUCAAAAUUAAAAAUACCCCCGAAAGACAGGAGAAUAAAGACUAGUGAUGUAACAGACACAAGAGGUAAUGAGUUUGAAGAGUUUUGCCUAAAACGUGAGCUGCUGAUGGGCAUUUUUGAGAAAGGAUGGGAAAAACCUUCUCCUAUUCAAGAGGCUUCUAUUCCUAUCGCACUCAGUGGCAAAGAUGUCCUGGCAAGAGCUAAAAAUGGAACUGGCAAAACUGGCGCUUAUUGUAUUCCAGUUUUAGAACAGGUGGAUCCCAAAAAAGAUGCUAUUCAAGCUUUAAUUGUGGUACCAACUAGGGAGUUAGCGCUCCAGACAUCACAAAUUUGCAUUGAACUGGCAAAGCACACAGAUAUUCGCGUAAUGGUUACCACUGGAGGUACAAAUCUCCGGGACGACAUUAUGCGUAUUUAUCAAAAUGUUCAAGUUAUUAUUGCUACGCCGGGUCGUAUGAUUGAUCUCAUGGAUAAACAAGUUGCCAAGAUGGACCAGUGCAGGAUGCUGGUUCUUGAUGAGGCAGAUAAACUACUUUCUCAAGACUUUAAAGGAAUGUUGGAUAUGGUUAUUUCACGAUUGCCCAAAGAACGCCAGAUCUUGCUGUUCUCUGCAACCUUCCCACUGAGUGUAAAGCAAUUCAUGGAAAAGCACUUACGAGAACCAUAUGAGAUUAAUCUCAUGGAGGAAUUAACACUGAAGGGAGUUACACAGUACUAUGCAUUUGUACAAGAGAGACAGAAAGUUCAUUGUUUAAAUACACUUUUUUCUAAGUUGCAAAUAAACCAGUCUAUAAUAUUCUGUAAUUCAACUCAGCGUGUGGAGCUACUUGCAAAGAAAAUAACUGAACUAGGAUACUGCUGUUACUACAUUCACGCGCGUAUGGCGCAAGCACAUCGUAAUCGUGUGUUCCACGAUUUCCGGGCGGGACUUUGCCGCAAUCUCGUGUGCUCUGACCUGUUCACUAGAGGUAUCGACGUGCAAGCUGUCAACGUCGUCAUCAACUUUGAUUUUCCACGUAUGGCUGAAACCUAUCUACAUCGUAUUGGUCGUUCAGGACGCUUCGGCCACUUGGGUAUUGCUAUCAACCUAAUCACAUACGAGGACCGUUUUGCUCUGCAUCGCAUUGAGCAGGAGCUGGGUACAGAGAUCAAGCCAAUCCCCAAGGUGAUCGACCCGGCGCUAUACGUAGCACGCCCGGACGACGACGACUCGGCCGACAAGUAACGCCGUGCCGUCGUCGCACCGCUCGCGCACUUGCUCGCUGCGCGUGCCCCAUCUAACUGGACUUGCUGACUGGUGAAAGGAACUACAUAGUUUAAAUCUUUAAAAACAAAAACUUAUUUGUAAAAAAGUGUAAUGAAUUUAUUGUAACAAAAUGUGAGUGUAAAUAGUUUAUCGUGAGUAAGACUUUGACCUGAAAUGGGUUACUUUUUUAAAGUGUAAAUAAACCACACAUCAGGA
This is a messenger RNA of Spodoptera exigua (beet armyworm), 1825 nucleotides long. NCBI's taxonomy places the organism in Eukaryota, Metazoa, Arthropoda, Insecta, Lepidoptera, Noctuidae. The record is from the annotation of a GenBank genome assembly.